This is a messenger RNA of Drosophila takahashii, 1530 nucleotides long. It is a transcript of the gene beat-Vb, whose product is annotated as beaten path Vb. Lineage: Eukaryota; Metazoa; Arthropoda; Insecta; Diptera; Drosophilidae. The record is from RefSeq and is a predicted model, not a curated record.
GGCCCGCUGACCUGUCAAUGGCAUUUAUCGAUAUCGAAACUAUAUCUAUGUAGAUGGACGGCGAUGUAAUCAUGAGAGGCGGCGCGUAGAGCAGAAAAAGUUUUGGCCCCGAAAGUUUGGACUAAUAGAAAAUAUGGCCGGCCAUUGAGUUUGGCCAAAAAGAGCAAAGUUUGCUGCCGCUUCUCGUCCUUCGGCGUCCUGCGUCCUGCGAUAUUGUUCCAUGUGGCCAGGGAGCAGGAGCUGGAUCGAAAUCAGCUGGUGACUUUAAAGGCGACUGGCCACAAUGGACCUUGGCCGCUGGCUGCUGCAGCUGGGCGUGCACAUGCUGCUGGUUGUGCGGCGCAUUCAGUGUCUACGUGUGACUGACAUCAAUGUGCCACAAAUUGUUGAUUUUCGUGAUAACGUGACAUUAUCCUGCAGCUAUGACAUAAGUGGUCACACGUUAAAUUCGGUUAAGUGGUACAAAAGCGGAAAGGAGUUUUUUAGAUACUCGCCCCUCACCCCGCCCACCUACAUUCCGUUCGCGGUGGAGGGCGUGCAGCUGAUCGAUGACGGCAACGAGUGCAACGAAUCCUCCUGUCGCGUGGAACUCAAUUUAUUGGGCGUCAAGUCGUCGGGCGUCUACAGGUGCGAAGUGUCCGGCGAUGCCCCCCACUUUCAGCUAACUGCACGCGAUGCCAACAUGACUGUCGAAGCACUCCCGCAGAACAAUCCACUCAUCAGCAGCUUUCACUCAACUUACCGCUUCGAUGACUUCGUUCAGGUCAACUGCAGCACCGACUUUUCCAGCCUUUUCACUCGGAUCACCUGGUACAUCAAUGGGAUAAAGGUUUCCCUGGUGGAUCUACUGCCCAGUAUUGAGACCACAAUCGUUGCCCAUGGCUACAGUAUGCGUCGUAUUGUUUCCCAACUGAAUUUUUAUGCCAACGAACCGCGUUUCCAUCAAUUGCAAUUGCAAAAGCUAAUCCAACAAAAGCGGACAAUCUCACCUGCUCGUCUUGGCCUUGAGUUGCGUUGUGUGGCCGAAAUCGAUCGAUAUCCUCAUCUUCAGCGCGAAGUCAGCAUGUUCGCCCAUCUCUUUAGAGACGAAAUCGAUCAGAAGAACCAGAAGCUGAUUAACUCGAGAUCAGAUGCCACUCGAAACGCACAAGUGCAGCUGCUGGUGGCAAUUUCGAUGACGAUAACCGCAGUGCGACUCUUCACACCGCUGACAUUUCAAUAUGGCGCACGGAAGUCGGCGCGCUACAAAAUGGCGGCCACGCGAUGAAUUUUCCCUUGUUUCCGGUUUUGAUUGCGUUUUGGAUAUAUAUAUAUAUUUGUUUUGAACAAUUUUUGUAGCUCUAAGCAACUGAAAUGCACGUGAGAAUUUACAAACAAAAAUCAAUGUAAUAUUUAUGUAUAAUUGUAAUAAACGUCACGGAGAAAAAUCGAGAGGGAAAUAAAGUUAAGCCUAAGAAAGCGAAUCCUGUAAAUAGCCUUUAAGUGUGCAAUCGAAUUAUAAGAACACAAUGAAAUCAUCGUCAAUAAACA